AACUUUGUCUCCAGCUCCCGGCGGCGCUCGCCCUGGGCUUCCAACCCGUAGUAGAGUUGGCCCAGGCCCCGCCUCCUUCGCUGUGUUGUCAAACGGGCCGGGGUCUCGGAUUGGUCCAGACUCCGGGGACAACACCUGCUCGACUCCUUCAUUCAAGUGACACCGGACCGGAGCUUCCAGGGAUAUUUGAGGCACCAUCCCCGCUGUCGCCCGGGCACUCCCGGCGCUGCUAACGGCGCGGUCACAUGCUCUCCGGAGAGCUACGGGAGGGCGCUGGGUAACCUCUAUCCGUGCACGGCCUCGACGAGGAGGAGGAGGAAGAAGGAAAAGGCGAUCCCGGAGGAAGAGUGGGAGGAGGAGGAGGGGAAACGGAGGUGGAAGAGGAGGAGGAGGAGGAGAGCACAAAGAAUCCAGGUCUCCCCUCUCCAGCGGGGAGCUUGAUACCCAGAAACCAUGUGUGCUGAUCGGCUGGGCCAGUUCGUGACCCUGGCUUUGGUGUUUGCCACCUUGGACCCCGCGCGUGGGGCCGACGCCACCAACCCUCCUGAAGGUCCCCAAGACAGAGGCUCCCAGCAGAAAGGCCGCCUGUCCCUGCAGAACACAGCUGAGAUCCAGCACUGUUUGGUCACCGCUGGCGAUGUGGGCUGUGGCGUGUUCGAAUGUUUCGAGAACAACUCUUGCGAGAUCCGGGGCCUGCAUGGGAUUUGCAUGACUUUCCUCCACAACGCUGGCAAGUUUGAUGCCCAGGGCAAGUCAUUCAUCAAGGAUUCCCUGAGAUGCAAGGCCCACGCCCUGAGACACAGAUUCGGCUGCAUAAGCCGGAAGUGCCCUGCCAUUAAGGAAAUGGUGUUCCAGUUGCAGCGGGAAUGCUACCUCAAGCACGACCUGUGCUCGGCGGCGCAGGAGAACAUCCGGGUGAUCCUAGAGAUGAUACAUUUCAAGGACCUGCUGCUGCACGAACCUUAUGUGGACCUUGUGAACCUGCUGCUGACCUGUGGAGAGGAGGUGAAGGAGGCCAUCACCCACAGCGUGCAAGUUCAGUGUGAACAGAACUGGGGCGGCCUCUGCUCCAUCCUGAGUUUCUGUACCUCCAAUAUCCAAAAGCCCCCCACUCCGGCCCCCGAACACCAGCAUUUGGCAGACAAAGCCAAGCUCUCCAGGACCCACCACAGGGAUACAGGCCACCACCUCGCGGAGCCCAACAGCAAGGAGGCCGGUAGGGACAUCAAGGGUGAGCGGAGGAACAAAAGCCAUCCAAAUGUCCACGGCCAGGGCAGAGCGGGUGGCCAGGGCAGUCAAGGCCCAUCGGGAAGCAGUGAGUGGGAAGACGAACAGACGGGGUAUUCCGACAUCCGGAGGUGAGAUGAAAACCCAGCCAUGAAAUCUUUCCUCUGAGAUGUCCAUUUUCUCAGCUAUGGACGUUCCAAAACAUUGACGUUAUCGAGGGGGGAUGUCACACACAGGAUUUUGUGGGGGACUGUGGACUUCGUGCAGGUGUACGAGCAGGUGAGGUGGAGACGCCUGGAGUGUGGACGGGCUCUUACAUUACAUAUUCUUACUCCGGGGAGCCACUGUGACCUCCUUGUCACUUUUGUCUCUUUCAUCUGUGGAGCCAGUGGGUGGUGGGGCUGAGGUACACUCUGUUAAGGGGGAGGUGAGGCAGGGAGGGGCAAGGCAUGCCAGCAGCCCACCCAGGCUGGACCACGCAUAGGUGCUAGGCCUUGCCCCCCACACCCCCUCCCUGCCCGGCUUCUGGCGCAGUCUGCACAGGGGACAGGGCCACCGUGCUCCUCCAGGACAGGAGCAAACAGGACAUGUGGCUGACAUGAGAGAAGAAGGGUGGAAUCCUAGGAGGCAGGGGCCACAGUGGUGCUUUGUGCCAAACUGAAAUUCAGCAUCAUGCACGGGACCUUGCAGUUCAGAGCAGCUUGAGAGGACAC
Jaculus jaculus (lesser Egyptian jerboa) is the source of this 1940-nucleotide messenger RNA. RefSeq names its product stanniocalcin 2 (gene Stc2). Gene Ontology annotation, cellular component: extracellular region. The coding region runs from base 454 to 1362 and encodes 302 amino acids. NCBI's taxonomy places the organism in Eukaryota, Metazoa, Chordata, Mammalia, Rodentia, Dipodidae. The transcript has 4 exons. The record is from RefSeq and is a predicted model, not a curated record. Gene Ontology annotation, molecular function: hormone activity. Gene Ontology annotation, biological process: intracellular calcium ion homeostasis.